Molecule: messenger RNA, 4634 nt
Organism: Alligator mississippiensis (American alligator)
Lineage: Eukaryota; Metazoa; Chordata; Crocodylia; Alligatoridae
Gene: CABLES2
Product: Cdk5 and Abl enzyme substrate 2
Exons: 10
Coding region: 1-1413 (470 amino acids)
Biological process (GO): regulation of cell cycle
Source: RefSeq, a predicted model, not a curated record
AUGGCCGCGGCCCCGACGUGCGGCUCCCUCACGGGCCGGCCGCGCCCGCCGCCCGCCCCGGCCACGGCUCCAGCGCCGGCCCCGGGCCGCAAGCGCGGCGACUCCCGCCGGCGCCAGGCCGCGCUCUUCUUCCUCAGCAACAUCUCCCUGGACGGCCGCCCGCCCUGCCCGCCCGCCAGCGCGGGGAAGCCGCCGCCGCCGUCGCCCGCCCCGGAGCCCGCGGGAGCCCCGGAGCCGCCGCCCCGCAGCGCCCUGCUGCCCCCGCCGCCGCCGCCCGCCCUGCCCAGCCCCGCGCCGCCCGCCGCCGCCGGCCUCGCGCUCGACGUGCCGCGACACAGAAGGCGUUUUAUCUCCCAGCGCUGCUCUCUAGAAUUUUUAGAAGACAUAGUGGAAUAUGCCAGUGCGCGAAGAACCAAGCACAUAUCUGGAUCUCCAAGACAUAAAAGCCUGAAGAAGAUGCAUUUCAUCAAGAACAUGAGACAGUACGAUACAAAGAAUAGCAGGAUCGUACUGAUAUGUGCCAAGCGAACCUUGUGUGUGGCUUUUUCCAUCCUGCCAUAUGGGGAGAGCUUACGGAUAAGUGAUCUAAAAAUGGAAGGGCAGAAGCAGCGGCAUCCUUCUGGCGGUGUUUCUGUCUCUUCGGAGAUGGUUCUAGGAAUGGAAGGAGUGGAGCUCGGUGCUGACGGCAAGGUUGUGUCCUAUGCAAAAUUCUUGUAUCCAACCAAUGCCCUGGUUUGCCGCAAAAAUGAUAACCACAGUGUUGUUCCUGCGUGUCGAUCCAGCACUUCACGAAAUCUUCCAGGGUCAAGAUACAAAACCAUAACAACUAAAACCAUACCAGCCGGAACAGAAAUAGGAAACGAAGCUGGAGAGGCAACAGAGUACGAUCCAAAUCUCCUGGAUGAUCCUCAGUGGCCCUGCGGAAAGCACAAGCGUGUUCUCAUCUUCGCGUCUUACAUGACCACCGUAAUAGAAUACGUGAAGCCUUCGGACCUUAAAAAGGACAUGAAUGAAACAUUUAAGGAGAAGUUUCCUCACAUCAAGCUGACACUGAGCAAAAUUCGAAGCUUGAAGAGAGAGAUGCGGAACCUGAGUGAAGAGUGCAGUCUGGAACCAGUGACUGUGUCGAUGGCAUACGUUUACUUCGAGAAGCUUGUUCUCCAAGGCAAGCUCAACAAACAGAACCGCAAACUGUGCGCUGGUGCUUGCGUGCUGCUUGCAGCCAAGAUCAGCAGUGAUCUCAGGAAACAUGAAGUCAAACACCUUAUUGAUAAACUAGAAGAAAGAUUCAGAUUCAACAGACGAGAUCUCAUUGGAUUUGAAUUUACAGUGCUUGUAGCUUUGGAACUGGCCCUCUACCUUCCUGAAAACCAAGUUUUACCUCAUUAUAGACGUCUUGCGCAGCACUCCUAACCAAAGCUACAUUCCAGCAGAUCGCCGGUGGCUCUGGAGAUGAACAGCAUUACACAAACACUUUGCUGCUGAAUUUGACGCUUGCCACUGACCUUUCCUAUGCCAUAAUGUACAUCCUCCCAUGCCUACAGCUAGUUCAAAGUCUGCAGCAUGACUUCUUAAGCAGUCAAGAUGUACAUUAAUGAUGCAUAUGCCAAGUCUGGGAGAUGGUAUAGAAAGGGUUAUUGAACUUUUAUUUUUCUUUGGACAUUAAAGCACAAGUGAUUCAAAGCCAGCUGCCAUUGGCUGCUGGCUAUUCUUAUUUACCUUUUCAAUUUUAUUAAGAAACUGUCAGUUCUUCCUACAAAUGAUGCUACGCUAGUUGUUCCCUUGGAUUUUUUUUUACCUUUAUUUUGUUCCUUGAGUCUAAAGGGAGCAUCACUUCCAUUCCAAACGAUACACUUCAAAUAAUAUUUCUAAGAAUUUUCUUGCAUUUUUACAUUAAUGAAAUGCAUAUUUAUUUUUUUAAAGAUGUGCCUAAAACUGACUGGUCUGGUACCAGCCCUUUUUAAGUUAGUUAUGUUGCAUGGUGGUGAAUCCUGAAUAGCCAUUUAUUCUUUACCUGCAUUUGCCUUGCAUAUGGUGAAAACGAUUCCGGUAUAUCCGCACUAAUAUCACACGGGGGGGGGGGGGGGCUGUACUAUAAAUCGGUAGGUCACAAGAUUUUAAAAUUGUUCUAGUUCGGCUUGCUUAAUACCUGAUUACAGGUUUGAUUUUAAAAAAAGGAGGAAAGGUGAUUUGAAAAUCCGGCCAUGAAUUAUCGCACUUGUUGAACAAGGUACCUGCAGCAAAGCAAUUGCCAUCUUCAUUUAUUCUUCAACAGAAGAUAAUCGCUUAAUACCGCGAUUAAAACAUAUCAUUCGUUGUUUUGAUUUGUGCUACUGUUCUUGAUAGUCUGAAACUAAGCAAUGUUUUAUAUACGACCGAGUGUCAUGUAUGAGCUUUUUGUGCUCUGUCCACAAGUGUUUCAGCCAGUGCAGUUAAUGCUACUGAACUAAGCCAGUGAAACAAAGCAUGGCCAGUUCUUAAAAAUGCUACUCUUUUACUCAGUUCUUCCAAGCAUUGUGCCACUGUGACGGUCCUGGGACCGGUCGUUUGCACAUCCGUGCAGCCACUCGGUGGCUGGUCUCCUGCAGCGCUCUGCUUAUGCCAGGGUUAAAUAAUUUCUUCCACUCCCAGCUAUUCUUCCAUUUGGGGGACGAGUUCUGAAGUGUUUUGGACCCUUAGCAACCAAGUUAGUGGCUUUUGGGUUUUUUAUCUAAGCAAUAUAAUAAUAUAAAUAAGCUGUCUUGUUUGUGAGGAGCAAAAUUUAAAAACUCGGGUGUUGUGAUUGACAAAUGUUGCGUUUAAGUUUGUGAACCUGUCUCGGGUAUUGGACCUCACUGCAGUAAGGCUCCCCGGUCUCUGGGACGAAGUACUGUCAAUUCUAACUCCUGCCAUCAUGAUAGGCACAGACGCGAAGCUGGAGGUUUGUUAAUCGGCUGUUUUCCCGAAGGGCAGCCUGACUAAGAUUUGCAGCAAACUUACUAGACCCUCUUCCUGGCUCAGCAGUGUGAGGUGUAAUUUUAAUACAGAUAACUGCAGCGAUCCCAACCAAGUCACAAACUCUGUUGUGUUUAAUAGCUUUAGUGCAAGUGCAGCUCACAAGCAGUACUCAGGACGUGAGCUUUAGUGUCACCUUUGUGCAAAGUUGGUGCAAUGGGUAUCUUUUUAAAUCUAGGACAGUUGUAAGAACAAAGUGAAAAGAGAACAGAUGUCCACCUUGCCAUUUUUUAUUCCCCCCACAACCAAAACAAAGGCUUGAGAAACAUCCCACUGUUUUAAAUUCUCUGCUGAGCGUCCCUAAUGCCAGUUGUGGAAGUUCUUGUGCAUUGAAAUAUUAAAUAUAUCUGCUUGUAAAUGGGUUUGCCAAUUGAAAAAAGCUUCACUGCAUUGCACUUGGCGCUCCACAAUCUGCUGCAGAUUCCUACAGCAACUCAGCCUGUAUCCUUUUUUUGCCUGGGUAUAAUGAAGGUAAGUUCAUUGGCACUUGAAUUUGGGGGGGAAGGAGUCUUUUCUGUGUGCUGGUUUGCUUGUUGUUUUCCAUAGCAGCACCAGUUAACUUUCCUCUUUAAUAUGCAACAGAAGAGAGAUGCUGUGAGUGAAAUGUGAAUAUUUGAAGGCUCAGCCCUGAAGCCUUUACUUAGACUUUCCAUUGAAUGCAAUGGAACUUGUACCUGGCAAAUGCCCAUAGGAGUGUAGAUCCUUGCUUCAGUGCAUAGGUGGGCAAGUUAUGGGGUUUUUUAUUAUUCCCCACGUUGCUGGGAGAAUAAACAGCUUUGUUCUUUGUAGAGUUUUGAGCGAUCUCCCUAGAAAUAUUUAUUCCAAGCCUCUGCACAGGCACAUCCCAAGUUCUUGAGCUGUGAAGCCCAAGAUAAAAUGGGCAAAGUAUGGCAUUGUGGACUUGGUCAUUCGCAGUUGGCACUAAAAUUCCUCUAAGUGGCAGGCAAGUCCUGCUUACUACGGCAGAAAUCUUGUUUCAAAGUCAUAAGGACUGAUCCCAAACUGUUGUUUUUAAUCUGUAGUCUACAGCUGGCACAGUGGGCACGUGUGUCUGCGACUCUUCUGUGCAGAAGCAGUGCUGCUGGCAAAGGCAGUGACUUGUAUAUGUUUGUGUGUGCAGUGUUAGAGGACUUGGCUUUCUCAUCCCCGAAUUGGAAGGCUUGCAGUCCUGCUGGGUUCAGCUCAUCCUUGUAUAUUUAUCUUAUUAUAUUUAUCUUGUCAUACAGACACUGCCACUGUGUGGCAAACUGUUCUCACUGCAACUUUAUUAAUGUAAAAACCAAAAUGGGACCCAAGGCGAGUUUGGAGAGAGGUUUUACAGUGUACGUACCAAAUUAAAGAAACAAAAGCUCUUUGGUUGGAAAAGAAGUGCUGGUUUCUACACCGGCAUGUCGGGUUUAAUUGUGUAUGUAACCAUGUAAAUAUGGUGCUGCUUUGACUCGGCACAGAAAAUCCUCGUGGGAGAAGCGUGUACUUUUUUUUUUUUUUGAUGUAGACAAUACUGUGCUCUGGUUUUGUGUCCCAGUAAUUUAAUUUCAACUCUAUUUGUAAUUUGUCCAAUCUUCCAAGGACAUUUGUGACAUUAAGAUGCUGUGAAAUAAAAAUUGGGUUUUUUUAUACAUACUUUGUAACCAACCAAA